UGUCAGAGGAAAUGACGGUUUUGACCAGAUGAGAAAUUGGGCUGUUACCUUAGUAACUAACCGGCUGCAAGAAACACACACUCACAAUCAAGUAGUGAGAGCAGGAGACGGCAUGGAAGAGCUCGAUUUGCUGUUGGAAGAGCUGGCCCUGAAUUCAGCUGGUUCAGAAAGUGUUGAUGAGAACAGGAGCAACGAUCCAGCAGUUGGAGGGGUGCCGGGUGUGGUUUAUGCUGGACUUGAAACCAAAAAAGAAAAAGGCACAGUCUGCUCAAAUGUCUACAGUGAUCUGCCAGCUCCUGUGGCAGCUUCCUCGAACCCCAGCUCGCCCACUAGGGAGCUGGACUCCAUCUUGCAGGAUCUGAUGGGUCUGGCAGAAGGGGAUCCAGGGUCUUCAACGACCCCUCCACCACUUACACUUAAGAAGUCUGUGAAAAGGACAACAGAAGGUGGUCAACAGGAGAACAUGGAGAGCAGCAGCAGCACAGCAGGUUCAGAUGCAAAGGCCUCGACCACAAGUAGGAAAACAGAUACUAUAGAUGCCCUGCUAGGAGGGCUGAGCUCUGACUUGGAGAAGAUUGGCGUACGCACCACGGCCAAGGGCCACUGUGCUUCUUGCAACAAAUGCAUUGUGGGAAAGAUGAUCACAGCACUGGGUGAAGUGUGGCACCCUGAACACUUUGUGUGUGUGGCAUGUAAGAUGGAGCUGAGCACCACAGGCUUCUUUGAGAGAGACGGACAGCCGUACUGUGACAAAGACUACCAACAGCUCUUCUCUCCUCGUUGUGCCUAUUGCAAGGGGCCCAUUGUGCAGAACAUCCUGACAGCUCUGGACCAGACCUGGCACCCCGAACACUUCUUCUGUACACACUGUGGAGGCCUGUUUGGACCUGAAGGUUUCCUUGAAAAGGACGGGAAGCCAUAUUGUUGCAGGGACUUCUACCACCUCUUUGCUCCCAAGUGCUCAGGCUGUGGGGAGUCAGUGAGGGAGAACUACCUGACUGCGGCCAAUGGCACCUGGCAUCCAGAGUGCUUCGUCUGCGCAGACUGCCUGAAGCCCUUCACUGAUGGCUGUUUCAUGGAGUUGGAUGGUCGACCCCUCUGCUCCAUUCACUUCCACUCUCGGCAGGGCACCCUCUGUGGUGGCUGUGGUGAGCCCAUCACGGGCCGCUGCAUCUCUGCUCUCGAUCGCAAGUUUCACCCGGAGCACUUUGUGUGUGCCUUCUGUCUGCGGCAGCUCAGCCAAGGCAUCUUCAAGGAGCAGAAAGGGAAGCCAUACUGCUCGUCUUGCUUUGACAAGCUCUUUGUGUGAGGCACACUGAACGUCACUUACAAAUAUGUAUAUAUAAAUACAUUUUAAGUGAUUUUGAAAAUGAAUAUGAUGGAUUACAAAUUAAGAGUGUGUAACAUAAAUUGUGACAUAAAUUAUUAAUAGACGAUGUAAAAAUAUCAAGGGAAAAAUGCUAAUUUUGUAAUAUAAUUAAUAACAUGGUUGUAAAACCAAAGGAAAACACCCGUUUCCCAUGAUAAAACUUAUUACAUAUUUGAGCUUUGGAGGGCUCUAAAAGGUGUGUUGCUGACACUUGAGCUAAAUUAUAUGGGAUUUCAUAUAUCAUGAUCACAUAAAAUUUAUAAAUGGAGAAAGAAAAACACAGAGGUGCAGUUUUAAUCCAUGGUUUCCAUUAAGCUAUCCUCAGUUUGCCAUAAGACUUGGCAGUCCGGAGAUACUCUGGCAGUAUGGAGCAGUUCAUCAAGGGGCUUGUCUAUGUGGCCUGAUAGCUUGUAUUGGCAGUGACUGGCAUGGAAUCGGCGUGCCAACCUGAGUUUCCUCUUACUCUGACUUACCAUUUGGCCCCUGGCAUGCAUUGGAUUCAAACAACCUCUUCAUUCUCCACACAGGCUCCUUUAUAGAUGCCUAUAGAAGAUUAAUGAAGGUGGUAAGGGGAACAAAGGUGGUUUCAGAAGGAGCUCACAUCACUGCAUCUCUUCAGCAACUCACUUUGACUGUUGAGGGAUGAAUCAGCCACAAAGUGUUUUAGAGUAAAUUUAUUUUUGGUGAAACAGGAUCAUGCCUGACGUACUUUUCUGUUCACUGAUGGUGUGGAUGAUAUGUCAAUGUGAGAUAUUUACAGCACAGGGUGUAGAGGAAAUGUUUUAUCUACUUCAAAUGUCAGCUUCUGUUAUCAGUUGUGCAGAAUCGUAUCUGCCCUUUCUCAGGUGAAAAUGAUUCUGUCAUCUAUCGUAGUAAAUAUUUUAACUUAAGCUAUGCAUGAUUAAUGAUCACAUUAACAUUAUCUUCAUACGCAUACUCCCUUUUUUGCUUGUCUUAUGUGUGACUUUACAGCAAGAUACACUGAUACCAAUGGACAGUAGGAAAUUAAUAAUUAAAGCUAUGGUAUUGGAAAUCUC
This is a messenger RNA of Micropterus dolomieu (smallmouth bass), 2406 nucleotides long. It is a transcript of the gene lpxn, whose product is annotated as leupaxin. The coding region runs from base 29 to 1309 and encodes 426 amino acids. Gene Ontology annotation, biological process: actin cytoskeleton organization; muscle structure development. Gene Ontology annotation, molecular function: actin binding; muscle alpha-actinin binding. Lineage: Eukaryota; Metazoa; Chordata; Actinopteri; Centrarchiformes; Centrarchidae. The transcript is spliced from 9 exons. The record is from RefSeq and is a predicted model, not a curated record. Gene Ontology annotation, cellular component: adherens junction; filamentous actin; stress fiber.